CUCAAUUCUCUUUUCCCCUCUUGAUUUUCUCCUCAACAUUGAUUUAAUGGAAGAAAUCACGACAUCAUCAGUCCAUGAUCAACUUCCUUUCCAUCUCGUCGCAUCCAUCUUCAAGCAGCUGCCGUUGAUCCAUCUUCUUCGGGCAAAAACCGUCUCUUCCUCUUGGAACUUUGUUGCAGAAGUCGUCAUUCCUUUCGAACAAGACGACGAACAAGGCUCCCCAAGUUGUUCUGGUCGUGUCGACUCAUGCGAUUCAUCUCACAACGCACUGACGAAGCCAACAUCGGACGUGCGUUCCAAGUUCCCCUGCAUCGGAUCAUCACGCGGGUGGCACCACCGCAGUCUCCUAAGUACCGGAAAGCGCCACCGGAGCCUCCUAAAUACCAGAAACCACCACAGAAGAAGAGCUAGGGAUCCAAAAUGCCAGACCCGGAAGUAAUCCCAUGCAAGCAUAUAUCCAACGGAACAGGAAGACAAUGUUUAUAUAUAUAUUUGAAAUAAAUUAGUAUUGAUAUGCUUUGUUAGUAUGAGUGUUUAUUUUAUCCUUAGAUUGCAUCGAAUUACGAACAUAGACUUUUAGAUGAGUAGAAAGGUAGCCUCAAUGGUAAUUCAUGU
This is a messenger RNA of Rubroshorea leprosula, 615 nucleotides long. Lineage: Eukaryota; Viridiplantae; Streptophyta; Magnoliopsida; Malvales; Dipterocarpaceae. The record is from the annotation of a GenBank genome assembly.